This is a messenger RNA of Esox lucius (northern pike), 9765 nucleotides long. Its product is annotated as SH3 and multiple ankyrin repeat domains protein 1. The coding region runs from base 410 to 7528 and encodes 2372 amino acids. The transcript has 28 exons. Lineage: Eukaryota; Metazoa; Chordata; Actinopteri; Esociformes; Esocidae. Gene Ontology annotation, molecular function: synaptic receptor adaptor activity; ionotropic glutamate receptor binding. The record is from RefSeq and is a predicted model, not a curated record. Gene Ontology annotation, cellular component: postsynaptic membrane; dendritic spine; postsynaptic density.
AGCUAUAGAGGGGUUUAGAUUAGGAGAAAGGUGUCUGUGUGUGUGUUUGUGUGUGUGUGUGUGUGUGUGUGUGAAAGAGAGAGAGGUUGUCAGACCCCCCUCGAAGUAAAGGCUACUCUACACAGUGCAGUUUCUCUGGGUCCCAUUGACACUCAUUUAUAGGGUGGGAAGAGCUGAACAUGUCAUUUUGAAAGGGGACUAUAUGUUUUUUUUCCUUCUUUGCUUUUUUCCCUUGCGGAUCUCUACUCAUCUCCACUAUGGUCUUGCCAGCUCUAUUUGUGGCUUUGUAAAGGAGGUCACUGCGGGAGACAAAGAAUCGGAAAGCAGCCCAACAGUACAGUAAAGAGCAUGCCACUGGCGGUGAGGACGAUGUUGCAUGGGACGAACAUGAAACAUUGCCACGACAGUAAUGCCACCCAGCCAUCUAUGCAGUGACCCUGCACAGCGAAGAAUGCUGGGAAAUAACCAACACUAUUACCCUGGGGAGGAUGAGAAGGACGGGGAGGAUGAGGACGAGGAAGAGGAGCGGGGACGAGAGAACAGGAAGGGGGAGGGUAGAGAGCAGGAGAACGGAGGGUUCGAAGGGCUCGGGGAGAUGAAGGGAGGAAGGCAGUCACGUGACGGUAGAGGGGACGGGGGCAAACCCUCGGCAGUAGUGGUUGGACGACAGCGGGGGGAGCGGACGGUGAGGCCAGCCAAUCCAGGGACCCGAGGGAUGCCCUUCACGUCCAAUCAGGCCAUCCAUAAACAGCAGCACCAUUUCAACCUGGGCCAGCAGCAGCAGAAUCACCCGGCCCCGCCCAUUCAGACCCAGAGAAGGCGGGCUCACAUGGAACGCAGUAUGACCACCGUGGCCACCGUAGAGGAUGCUCACAUGACCAUGAUGGUGUUUCGCAUUGGAAUCCCAGACAUCAAACAGACAAGGUGUUUGCAGUUUGAACCUGACUUCAUGGUGUGGAACGCCAAGCAACAAGUCCUCUGUUCGCUGAAUGAACCACUGUGGGACCCCAACAACUAUGGCCUUUUUCAGCCCGCUGGAGAAGGACGCGACGCCAUGUUCCUGGAGGAGGAGCGAUGCCUGCGAGACUACCCGCAGUCCUUUGAGAAAGGGGUGCCUUAUCUGGAGUUUAGGUACAAGACCAGGGUGUACAAACAGACAAACCUGGAUGAAAAACAACUUGCCAAACUGCACACCAAGGCGAGUUUGAAGAAGUUCAUGGACUACAUCACGAGCGGGUCAAUAGAUAAGAUGAACAAGGUCCUGGACAAAGGUCUUGACCCUAACUUCCAUGACCCCGACAAUGGAGAGUCCCCUCUGUCGGUGGCUGUGCAGUCUGGAAUGGCUGUGGAAGGGAUUAGGGCUCUGGUUCAGGGUGGCGCACAUCUUGACUUCAGAUCCAGAGAUGGAUUGACCCCAAUCCACAAGGCUGUCAGGGCACACAAUCACGUCGCACUGCUGGCUCUCCUGUCCAUGGGAGCCUCUCCCGACUACAAGGACCGAUACUGCCUGACCCCACUGUACCACUCGGUACUGACAGGUGGCGACACGUCCUGCUGCGAGACCUUACUCUACUAUAGGGCCAGGCUGGGAGUGAGGGAUGAGAUAGGCUGGGAUGAGUCUCACCAGCUCAGGGAUGAAGAGGAAUUUGGAAUGCAAGAAAUACACAAGGCCUGCCAGAAUGGAUUUGCUCAGCACUUGGAGCACCUCCUUUUCUAUGGAGCAGAUACCACUUCUCAGAAUGCCUCAGGGAACACUGCCCUUCACAUCUGUGCCCUGUAUAACAAGGAAAGCUGUGUUCGUGUUCUGCUCUACAGAGGGGCCAAUAAGGAAAUGAAGAACAAGCAUGGACAAACCCCCUUUCAGGUAGCAGUAAUGUCGGGCCACUUUGAAAUCGGGGAAAUCAUCAAAAACCACAGAGAUACCGACGUAGUGCCCUUUUUGGAAUCCCCAAAGUACGCUCCCAAACGAGGAGAGAGUGCCCGCACGCUCCCUCUCCUCAUGGCCCAGCCCCACCCCUUCCUGCGUGCUAACAGUGAUAACAGUAUGACCCUGCCUGACCCCAUGGCCCCACGCACCAAGGCUGCUGGGGCCAAUCCCGGCCCUGGACAGGGCCGCAGGGCUUCUGUAGGUGUGAGGAGCUCCAGCAGUCCCAGGGCACGCACUCGCUCCCCGUCACGAGGAAGAGGAGGACACAGUGACACAGAGGAGAGGCGGCAAGGGAAACAACAACGGGGCCGACAGGGUGCCACCUCAGCGGUCAGUGGUGGAGGGCCAACGGGGGCUCAGAUGAGGCGUAUGUACACCGCGGUCCCUGGGCGGGUUUAUGUGGCCACCAGGGCCUACAUCGCCCACGGAGACAAAGAGCUCAGCAUCAGCAAAGGAGACAAAGUCAAAGUGGUGAGCGUGGGAGAGGGGGGGUUCUGGGAGGGCACGGUGAAAGGUCGUACAGGCUGGUUCCCCUCAGACUGCGUGGAGGAGGUGGGUCCUACCAGUAAGGAUAAUCGAUCAGAGUCUCGAAGCGAGAAAGCAAAGAGAAAGCUGUUUCGUAAUGUCACCGUGGGAGCCUAUGACGGCGUGGACGGCCCCAGUGACUACAUCAUUAAGGAGAAGACAGUGCUCCUGCAGAAGAAAGACAAUGAGGGCUUUGGCUUUGUGCUUCGGGGAGCCAAAGCUCAGACUCCUAUAGAGGAGUUCACCCCGACCCCAGCAUUCCCUGCGUUGCAGUACCUGGAGUCUGUGGAUGAGGGGGGCGUGGCCUGGAGGGCUGGCCUACGGAUGGGGGACUUCCUCAUUGAGGUGAACGGUCAGAAUGUGGUCAAGGUGGGCCACAGGCAGGUGGUCAACAUGAUCAGACAAGGGGGCAACGCCCUCAUGGUGAAGGUUGUCAUGGUGGCCCGCAACCCAGAGAUGGAAGAGGCCAACCCCAGGAAGAAAGUCCCCCAACAGGCUAAGAGGCUGACUCCUCCUGCAAUUGCACUGCGCUCCAAAUCGAUGACAUCAGAGCUGGAAGACAUGGCAGUGGAGAAAGCUGCCUCUCCAUGGAAAAAGAAAGCAGAGUACGAGUCCUCCCAGGUGCCUGAUAAGAAGAGGACCGUCUAUCAAAUGGCACUGAAUAAAUUGGAUGAGAUCCUGGCCGCAGCUCAGCACACCAUCACAUCGGACGGGCAGGGGCAGCGAGGCCAUGCAGGAAAGAGGGACCGAACCAAGAGCAUCGCCCCAACUGAGCCGAGUCACGACCAGUUGGUUGGUGUGAUGCCACCUGGGUUCAGCUACAACCAGGGACAGUAUCCUCCCGGACAUCCGCACGGAGUAAUGCUGCGACAGAAAUCUAUUGGUGUGAUGGAGGAGGAGAGGCAGUACCUCCAUAGCCCAGCCAUGAAGCUGUCCCGUAGCCUGUCGGAGGACAUCCCCCCUCCCCCCAGCACAUCUGCCCCAGAACCGCCAUUAUCUGCUGGCCCCCACAGCGGCUGGACUGGGGAUCAGUCUGCCCCCCAGCCCCCAUCUUCACAGGCCCAGACCCACUACCAGGCCCUCCACUCCCAGCAGCAGGAAGCCCACCAAGGCCAGGCAGGCUGGGACAGGGGAGGCCCCUCCGUGGCAAAUCCAACACAUGGUACGGCUCCAACCCUCCGCAGAGGAGGGGGACAAUACGUAGCGGAGCCCCCAGAUGGAACGAAGAGAGGAGGGGGUAAAAUGGGGGUUUUGAGGAGGGGCUACAGUAGUGCAACUCCGCCCACGAGUGCAGCUCCCAAAACCCAACAGCAACAGGCGGCCACCCAUGACAGCGGUGGAGGGGCCGGGCGGGGCGGGGGAGGCAGGAAGGGUGGGAGGGGCCCUCUGGUGAAGCAGCCCACCAUUGAAGGCGGGCUCAACAGGCACCAUCGAGGGGCUAAGAGCUCGGGAUCCAAAGAGAAGAGCUCCAUCCCCAUCCCCACCAUCAUCGUGAAGGCGCCCUCCACUAGCAGCGGCAGCGGACGCAGCAGCCAGGGCAGCAGCAUGGACGCAGAGCAGCCGCCGCCCGACCUGGAGGACCCCACCUCCCCGCCCGCCUCCCCCGACAUCCCCACCGCCCCAGGACCUCCUUCCCCCGUGGCCCCCUUAACCCCCCAGUCCGCUGCCUCCUCCCCCGUUGCCCCGUCAGCUGUUGCCCCCCAGCUGCCCUCUACCCUGGAGAACCUGGACUUCACUAACCAGUUCGGGGGUGCCUUUGUUGGGGCGGCACGCCGCGACAGAGAACGCUUUCGUGACAUGAGGCGAAAGAGUGCCUCCUUCUUCCUUUCCUCUGAGGAGGACAUUCAGGGGGAGGCGGGGGGAGGUGGAGGGGUGUGGACCCAGCCUCUACAGGGCAUGGAUGUCCCCACCCCACGCCUCAGGCCCUCCAAGUCCAUAGACGAGGGCAUGUUCUCCGGGGACAACUAUGUCCAUUACGCUAGCAGUAUGCCCCCUGCCUUUGGGCUGCCCGAGUACCACUCCCCUGUGAUGGGCCAGGACGGCCAGCCUAAGUCCGCUCCCUCCAACUAUGGCCAAGGCUCGCCGGCCACCACCUUCAUCCACCCGCUGACUGGGAAGGUCCUGGACCCCUCGUCCCCCCUGGGCCUGGCGCUGGCCGCCCGGGAGAGGGCCCUCAAGGACGACCGGAGGACCCGGCGGGAGGAGCGGCACUUUGGCCGGCAGAUGUCCACCGUGGGGGCAUUCCCAACCUCCCUACCUUCCCCGACGCCUUCCCUGUUCCCCGCCUCCACCACCACUACUUCCCCCACCUCCCUGAGUCGCCCGCAGUCGCCCAGGAUAUUACGCUUGGGGGGCGGAGGUGGGGGGGAGAGAGUGGAGAGGGACCAAGUGACUGGAUCCAGAGAGGGCCUCAGGGUUCGCUUUUCAGAGGACAGAACUAGCCAGUACCAGAACCAGACCCAGUAUUACCAACCUGGUACUAGGGAGUUACCUGGCCUGCCAAUGCAGCUCCCUGGUCCGCCGCAGCCUGCACCGCGCAGACCCUCUUUUCUGCAGAUGGAGAGCAGUGCAAACGCUAGCUACAUGUCCCAGUACACCCUCCCCACAGACCUAGCCCACCCACACGAAGGCGGGGGAGAGGAUGGAGGAGGACUGGGGCUGAUGGUUCUCCCCCCUCCCGCCCCCUCAAUAGACCUGGACGACGAGUUUGUCUUCGUUGACCCGCUCCCCCCUCCCUUGCAGUUCGCUAACGGCCAGGGCCAGAGGGCGUACCCUCAACAGCACCCGCAGCUGGCCCACCAUGUCUCCCCCGCCGUGCCCCCCCCGCCGCCCCCCCUGCCCUCUCAUAAAGUUCCCCCGCCGGGAGGCUUCUCUUCCAACGCCCCCCUCCCCUCCCCCCAGGCUGUGGACUCCGCCGCCUCCAGCCUCACGUCCUACGACAGCGAGGUGGCCAACCUCACCCAGUCCGCCCUUUCCCCCUCACUCCCCUCACCCCAGACGUUCCCCCCUUCCUCCGCCACCACGGCCUCCACCAUUUUACCCACACCCUCACUCCACAGACCCCAACCAGUGUCCCACGCACACCCUUUCUACAGUGGCCCCGCUGUAGCAGCUAACCCCGCUAACAUGGGGGCUCCUGCUCACCCAGUGACCUUAGCACAGGACCGAGGUGCAGCCACCCUCACUACGACUAUGACCUACGCUACCACGAUGACCUCCACCGCCAUCGCCGCCACUACCACAGCCUCCGCUGUGUCCUCCGACUACAAUGUAGCCGUGUCGACCCCAAGAACCGCCGUCAGCUCCACUGGCAAUUCAGGUGACCAGCAGUCCUCUGGGGUGAAGACUGGAGACUGGCAGAUAGAAGUGAUUGUGGACUCUGGCAUCGAGGAGCUGGACAGCCACUGCAGUGACCACCACCUGGAAAUAUUAAAGGGAGAAAGAGGAGGAGUGGUGGAGGGAGAGAGAGGAGGUGACGAGCACCCGGAGCCUUACGUGACCUUCUCGGGGGGGCAGAUGUUUAAAGCACACCCCGCCAAACACUCAGCCAAUCCUCCGGUGUACCCGAAGACCAUGCAGUACAAAGAAGGCGGCAUCAAAGACACAAGGAUAGCGCUGCGCCGACAGGCGAGUACUAACCCUCCCUACCAGAGUGCCCCACCACAGGCCGAUGCGGAGGAGGAGCCCAGGGGAGAUGAGGGAGGUGUGGCGGACGAUAGGAAACAGCGCAGACUGGGUCGAGCCAAGAUGGGGGAUGGCUUUGGCUCCACCCUGGCUGCCUGUCUGGAGCGCCCAAACACCUUAGAGCCCAGACCCCUGUCUUGGACCGAGGGAGUGGACCCAGGGCAGGGCUUGGAGCGAGGCGGUGGGAACCAGAGGAGUGGGAUCUCUGUGGAGGGACGCAGGCUGCACUCGCCCCUCUCGGGGGUGAAGGCCAGCAUCAUCAAUGAACUGAGCUCCAAGCUGCAGCAGAUGACCAAUAAGAGCACGGAGGACUGGGGUCAGUCUGAGAUGCGGGGUCCAAGCCCUGUUAGCCCAAGGUCACCCACAAUGCACAGGUAUUCAGGGGAUUUCUCUGCAUCGUUUCAGAGCCCCCCAUCAGCCCGCUCCACGUCCCCCUUGCCCACCUCAUCCCCGCAGCAUCGGCCGCCGAUUCUCACACCGAAUCUCACCGCUACCCCAUCAGGCUCUCCCUCCCACCAGCCCCAGCCCCAGCUGCAGCCCAACUGGACACAUACCCCGUCUCCCCAGCUGCCCACCUCCCCCUCUCACUCCUCCCACCCUCCUCUCUCCCCCACCUACUCCCCCUACCCCACGUCACCCAAACAUCGCACCAAGUACCGCGGAGCCAAGAUUUUUGACUUCCAGUGUACCUCCGGGCCAGAGCUGAGGUCAUCUGUAUCCCGCCGGCGUGCCCCCAGCCCCCUCAUCUACUCCACAGAACGCCCCAGCCCUGCCCCCCCAAGACCGUCCUCCCUUCCCAUCCUCCCAGUCACCCCCGUCUACAACACCCCCUUCGACUUCCCUAAUCCUCUCACCCCUCAAUCUCCAGGUCACGCCCUCGGAGACCCGUACAACACCCCAGCCCCUCCCCUCUUCCCCACUUCCCCGCAACCCCCGAGCCCGCUCCUGGUCUCCCGCUCGCUCUCCCCCACCCAGUUCCUCUCCGGCGCGUCAUCGCCUGCCAUGCACCUGCCCCCCUCUCCGUCCUGCCUCAGCUACCCUCACCUCACCCCUCCUCCCCCGGCCAAGCCUUUUGCGGUCAAGCCUCUGUCCUACUGGACCAAGUGGGACGUGGCUGACUGGCUGGCCUACCUGAACCUGGGCGAGCACCGGGAGCGCUUCUUGGACAACGAGAUUGACGGCUCACACCUGCCCUCCCUCACCAAGGACGACUUCCUGGACCUGGGGGUGACGCGCGUCGGCCACCGCAUGAACAUCGAGAGGGCGUUGAAGAGGCUGACUGACAGGCUCUUCUCUCCCAUGCAUGACCCUAGCCCAUCCCCCGAGCCUCAGACUGAGAGAGUGAAAGAUGAAGUGAAUCAAAGCUCAGAGAAACACAAAGACACAAAGUGACUGAGACGAAAGCUAAAGAAGACCAUUGAACACAAACAGACUGUAAAUUGGAACUAAGACAGGAAGGGAUUGUGAUGGGCAAUGCUUUAUCUGGCCGGGACAUUUUUGGUUUAAGCGGAGGACAAUUGUUCCAGAAGUUUCUUGAGAUUAACAUUGAUUGCACGUGUUGGUCAAAAGAGGGUAGAAACACUUAUGACACACAAUCAAGUUUUAACUGAUACAAUUUGCACACACUGCACAACCACUGAUACAUUGGCUUUUAAUUACCACACGGACACACACAAACACAUACGCACACAUAUACACCCAGAUUUGACUGGUUAUUCUCACGCUCCAUCUGCUGCCUGACAGUUACAGUAGCGAAAUAAAUGCUCAGAAGAAUCUUGAGAUUGAAUGCUGCUAACCAUACAGACUGUAAACCCAAUGGAUAUACGGAAGCUCGUAGUGGAGUAGGUACCUCUAGUUAACAAUAGGGGCCAUGUUCCAACCAACAUGGGAUUGGAAAGUGUGGUUGGAGUAUUAAAGUCAGAAUAUGGUCUUUAAAUGGAAAUGUGACAUUUUUUGUUGUUCAAGUAACCCGUGGAAAAUAGGAAAACAGUAGACUUUUAUACCAAGGUUGGUUAAUGGCCUAAAUCCCUUAGUGAUUUCCCAACAAGCUUUCUACGUAUUUUACCGAUUCUUGACUAACAUUAUAGCUGUACAUGUAAAAGUGGAUUCACAAAUCAGAAUCAUUAAUUUGUUUUGUACUGAUAGGGAGUGCUGAUAGCAAUCAUUCAUUUCAAACGGGUCAAGCUAUUGAUAUACAAAUAUUUCAAAUAUAUAUAUAUAUAAAUAUAUAUAUAUAUAUUUAGCUGUAAAAAUGACAUUAUCAUUAUGUUUAGAAUGGCUGGCUGGAGUAUAUCAGAGAGGGGCAAAGGAGGGUAAAAUAUGGGUUUGAUUUUCCUUGAGACAUGGCUGAACAGAAGGGAUUUGUAAACUUAGCAAGGGCAUUUGGAAUGUGGGUUACAAAUUAUGAUCGCAGUAUUUAUUCUUAAUUUGGGUUGUUGAUGGUUAAUUUUUAACUUGGGUCGUGAGCUGGAAAGGUUUAAGAACAACUGUUGUGUUGGAGAUGACAGCCAUGUCUCUGGGUCUGCCAGGGACCCAUGUCAUUUUACACUACACAGCUUGUUGUCAUGUUGACUCGCACACAGGUGCAGCCAUCAAAAAGGGCUUCUACAUCUGUUUAUAUGGUAUUACCGGUUCCCUAGGCCUUUUCCCUCUCAUUGUGAGUCUACGCGUGUGCGUGUGUAUGUGUGCUGACUGUUUCAUCUGCCUGCCUUGUUAUCCCUGACCACGCCACCGACCCUCUCUCUUAUGCCUUCUCCGCUACACAAAGCCAGUUUUCUAACGGUUAGAAAAUGUAGAGAUGUAUAUUUUGCACCAGUUGACAAUCCUAACAUUGCCCCUUUUCAUGAACUCUUCUUCAAAAUCCCUCAAGAUAAACUGUUUUCUGAUCCACAUAUUUCAGACAAAUAUAUAGCUUCUACACACACAUACAAACAAAUACACACAAACACACAGGCUCUUUUAGAUACCUGUUUGUUAUUGCCUUCAGUGAAAUGCACUCUGAGGUGAAUCAAACUCUUUAAAGAUGAUUUAUAGACCUAUAUGAUAUAAUGAUGGUGACGAUUAUGACAAGUACAAUUAUAACAUAAAUUAUAGUAUGAUUUAACUAACUAUUAUAUUAAUGAUUAGGUAUAUGUAAACAUUUUUAACACUACAGAAUCUCUGUCUUCCAAAUAGAGUGAGAAAUUAUUUGAAGCUACUGAUUUUCUUUUGUUGUCAUUAUUUACGGUAUUACUCCUGGUAAAUGCUUUCUAGACUGCCCGACUUCGCUGGCCAUUACCUAUUUUAUCUUACCUGUGAAACCCAUACGCAUCAACACAUUCUUUACUUGUAUGAAGUCAUAACCUCACACCUAGAACCUCCAAUGCUAUUAAAAGAGGGUUUUUGCUAUUCCAGAACCUUCCAUUGGAUAUGAUUGAGUGGUGGUGUAGAAAGCAUUACGUUCUAUGAUUUAAAGAGUAUUUUAGGACUAGUAAUAUAUAAAUAUUAUGAAUAUGAUGAAUAUAUACAGUAUGAGAUAAGAGGUAUUUAUGAACUUUUGUUUAACAUGAAAUACAGAAAUAUACUGAUAAAAUAUGAUAGAGAUAUAACUACGGUGUUGAAAUAAAUGCUGAAUAAACAAAUUGUCUUGA